CCCGGGUCUUUUUCCACCGGCCGGCACAGACACGCUUCUCAUCUGCGGGCCGAUCAGCUGUCGGCGGUCGCGGGGAAACGUCGUCGGCCUCGAAAACGUGCGGGUCUCCUCCUCUCGUGAACAACCCGGACAACCGGAUCGACAUGGACAAGCGAAAACGCCCGUCAGCGGCCGUUUCGAGCCCCGGCGACGGCUUCGACACGCCGGAGAGGCGAGCGCCAGCGGACCGCGCGCCGGACUCGGACUACUCGCGCUGGGGAGAGGAGGAAACGUGCCAGUACCUGCGAAGAGAAGGUCUCGGAGAAUGGGAGGAAACCUUCAGAGCUCAACGCAUAACCGGUGUCGGCCUCAGGUCGCUGACGGAUGCGGACCUGGCGGAGCUCGGCGUAGAGCACAAAGGUGACCGUCUGCACAUCCUGCACAGUGUCUGCAAGCUGUGGCAGAUAGGAGCAGAGCCAAGCAAGGUGUUCAACGAUCCCAUCCACGGGCACGUGGAGCUGCACCCACUCCUCAUCAAAAUCAUCGACACACCUCAGUUCCAGCGACUGCGAAACCUCAAGCAGCUCGGAGGGUCCUACUUUGUUUUCCCCGGCGCGUCGCACAACCGCUUUGAACACUCCAUUGGGGUGUGCUACUUGGCAGGACAGCUUGUACAAGCUCUCAAUGAGCGGCAGCCGGAGCUCCUCAUCACCCGCAGAGACAUCCUCUGUGUGCAGAUCGCAGGACUCUGCCAUGACCUGGGACAUGGGCCAUUUUCCCAUAUGUUUGAUGGGAGAUUCAUCCCAAAAGCACGUCCAGAUAUCACCUGGAAGCAUGAGAACGCCUCUGUGGCCAUGUUUGAUCACCUGGUUAAAGAAAAUGACCUGAAUCAGCUGAUGACGCAGCACGGCUUGGUGCUGCCUGAGGACCUGACGUUUAUUAAGGAGCAGAUUGGUGGACCACUGGACACUAAUGCAGCUCAGGCCAAGAAGUGGCAGUAUAAAGGACGUCCUAACGACAAGUCCUUUCUCUAUCAAAUCGUGGCCAACAAAACAAAUGGUAUCGAUGUGGAUAAGUGGGACUACUUUGCCAGGGACUGCUACCACCUGGGCAUCCAGAACAACUUUGACUAUCGCCGCUUCCUGAAGUUUGCCAGGGUUUGUGAGGUGGACGGUCAGAAGCACAUCUGUACCAGAGACAAGGAGGUGGGCAAUCUGUACGACAUGUUCCACACAAGGAACUGUCUCCACAGACGAGCCUACCAGCACAAGGUCGGCAACAUCAUAGAGGCCAUGAUCACCGAGGCCUUUUUGAAAGCAGAUCCAUACAUCCAGAUUGAGGGCUCAGAAGGGAAGAUGUUCACUCUCUCCACAGCCAUAGACGACAUGGUGGCCUACACCAAACUGACAGAUAACGUGUUUGAACAAAUACUCCACUCGUCCGUCACGGAGCUGGCAGAACCGAGGGAGAUUCUAAACAACAUCAUCUGUCGGCGCCUCUUCAAGUUUCUGGGCGAAACCCAGGCAGACGAACGUUUGAGUGUCACCAAGGAGAUGAUUAAAAGCUGGGAGGCAGAGUUGGCUGAGGCCAACCCUCAAUGUGAGGCCCAGGAUGUCAACCUGCUGCCAGAGGACUUCGUAGUUAGUAUCAUUAACAUGGACUAUGGGAUGAAGGAAAAGAACCCAAUCAACAGUGUGCAUUUCUAUAGCAAGGACAACCCAACCAAAGCCUACCAAAUACGCAAGAACCAGGUGUCAAAACUUCUUCCUGAGCAAUUUGCUGAGCAGCUGAUCAGGGUCUACUUCAAGAAGAGGGAUGAUAAUAGUCUGGACGCUGCCAAGAUGCAUUUCGUUCAGUGGUGCAUGGACAGGAAUUUCUCAAAGCCUCAGGAUGGAGACAUAAUAGCACCUGAGCUGACCCCUCUGAAAGCCAGCUGGUCGAACAUCAAUGAACGCGAGGAUGGGCCGAAAAAAGCCAGAACUCAGCUCAACUUUGAAUGAGAGGAGGAGAGCAAAUGCCCCUCUGUUAUACUUUUGGUAGACGAGACGGUGUUGAGUGAAAAAUUAUAUUUUUCUACGAAGUGAGUGUGCUUUUACGAGCACAGCACGGCAAAGCUGAAGUGUUAG
Messenger RNA from Scophthalmus maximus (turbot), 2105 nucleotides. RefSeq names its product SAM domain and HD domain 1 (gene samhd1a). The coding region runs from base 144 to 1979 and encodes 611 amino acids. Lineage: Eukaryota; Metazoa; Chordata; Actinopteri; Pleuronectiformes; Scophthalmidae. Gene Ontology annotation, molecular function: dGTPase activity; protein binding. Gene Ontology annotation, biological process: regulation of innate immune response; dGTP catabolic process; defense response to virus. Gene Ontology annotation, cellular component: nucleus. The record is from RefSeq and is a predicted model, not a curated record. The transcript is spliced from 16 exons.